CUGUCAAACUAUUAAUGAGGUAUCAAUCACGAUAUUCUGUAAUUGUAUGCAUGCAUACAUUGAUUGGGGUUCGCGCCAUUGUAGUUUUCCGCUCAUGCGACUGCAAAAUGUGCGUCGGAUCUGCGUUCUUGCAAUCAUCUGCUAGAGCUUGUCCUGCUAUGUGCGAAUAUCAGAGCGAAGUACCGAUCGAGAUACAUACCUAUGUCCACCAUCUGGACCAAACGAAGAGAAAGACAGGGGAAUGGAAAGUAACGUGUCUGAGCUCAGAUAGCUGAUAGUAUAGGGGUUCCACAGCACAAUGGCUCUCGCCUUCUCCUGAAGUAGCGUCUGUUUGAACACAAAGGAGAAAUAGGUGACGUGAGCAGGCAAGAAUACUGUAAUUAAUAAUAGGUCAUCACGAGUACGAUGCAGCAACCCCUGACCAGGCCUGAAGAGCGGUAAUUCUGAAUUUGGUGGUCAGAGAGGGCAAUCGUGGUUCUGGAUGCAGCAGUAAAUAUGAAGGUGGUGCACGGGGAAGAUGGGGAUGUAUUCGAGGAUAUUUUGCAGGAACGUUAGAGCAUACCAUGAUAUCUCACGUGGGCCGUCGCAACGACCAACAAGGAAGACCACUUAUGUAUGACUGGUGAUAUAGAUAUGCGGAACGAAUCGACGCAGG
This is a messenger RNA of Suillus subaureus, 655 nucleotides long. RefSeq lists its product as uncharacterized. The transcript has a single exon. The record is from RefSeq and is a predicted model, not a curated record. The annotation marks the transcript as partial. Lineage: Eukaryota; Fungi; Basidiomycota; Agaricomycetes; Boletales; Suillaceae.